AUGGGGCCUCAGGCCGAGGAUAUUUUCAAAACGUUCAAACUUGAACCUGACGACAAGGAGAAGUUUGAGGCCGUACUGAAGGAAUACGAGGCCUACUUUGUUCCUCGACGGAACAUCAUUUAUGAAAGGGUGAAGUUUAACACCCGAACACAACAAGACGGCGAAUCCGUCGAGGAUUUUGUUACCGCACUGCACGCGCUUGCAGCUACGUGCGACUACGGGCAGCUGCGUGAAGAUUUAAUUCGAGAUCGUCUCGUGGUGGGUAUCCAAGACCACAAGAUCUCGAGAGCGCUGCAACUCGAUCCCGACCUAAAUCUACAGAAAGCAGUGCUGGUGGCACGCCAGCACGAGACCAUCAACCAACAGCAGGUAGAGCUUCACCGCGUGCGAGAACAGGACGUCCACCACAUACAGUCCCAGAGGAGAAUGAGCAGCUGCGAAGACGUGUACGUUCUGCAAGGCCUCCGAACCCCUCUUCUUGGGAAACCAGCGAUAGAAAGGCUCGGGGUACUACCACAAGUUAAUGUAGUGAAGAAACUGGAGCCCGAAUCUGACUUUCCACAAGUGUUCCAGGGACUGGGGACCUUCAAAGAAGAAUAUGACCUCAAGUUGAAUCCUGACUCAAAGCCUUUCGCGCUGUCGUCGCCACGUCGAGUCCGCCUUCCAUUGUACGAAAAAACAAGGCAAGAACUCGAGCGGAUGCAAGCACUAGGCGUCAUCUCUCCUGUCACCGAGCCUACUACAUGGUGCGCACCUAUGGUUGUCGUUCCCAAACCCUCUGGUGCUGUUCGGAUCUGUGUCGACUUCACGGAACUCAACAGAUAUGUUCAACGAGAAUGGCAUCCAAUACCGGCCGUCGAGUACACCAUUGGAAUGCUACGGGGAGCCAGCAUGUUCUCGAAACUUGACGCGAACUCGGGUUUCUGGCAGAUACCACUUAGUGAAAGGAGCAAAGUAUUCACAACAUUUAUCACGCCGUUCGGCCUAUUUUAUUUCAAUCGACUUCCGUUCGGAAUCUCGACGGCCCCCGAACAUUUUCAGAGACGAAUGGGACAGGUUCUUUGUGGACAGGAGGGAGUCGUCUGCCACAUGGACGAUGUGCUUAUUUGGGGUGCCACGCAGGCGCAGCAUGACGAGCGGCUUCGGGCAGUGAUGGACCGCCUCCGCACAUCAGGCAUCACAUUGAACAGAGAGAAGUGUGAGUUUGGGGUAACCUAG
This is a messenger RNA of Rhipicephalus sanguineus (brown dog tick), 1218 nucleotides long. RefSeq lists its product as uncharacterized. The transcript is spliced from 2 exons. NCBI's taxonomy places the organism in Eukaryota, Metazoa, Arthropoda, Arachnida, Ixodida, Ixodidae. Bases 1 to 1218 code for a protein of 405 amino acids. The record is from RefSeq and is a predicted model, not a curated record.